UACGCGUGUUGCACAUCUUCCAACAUGGCUGCCAUUGGAGUUCAUUUCGGAUAUACCUGCGCUUGUGUUGCGAUAUUUAAGGAUGGGCGUGCUGAUGUGGUGGCUAAUGAUGCAGGAGACAGAGUGACUCCAGCUGUGGUGGGCUACAGAGAGACUGAGCAGAUUGUAGGCAUUGCAGCAAAGCAAGGACGGGUACGCAACGCUGCCAACACAGUUGUCAAAGUGAAACAAGUGCUGGGCAGAAGCUUUGAUGAUCCAGAGACGCAAACUCACAAAACAGAGAACAAGUGUCAGCUGGUCAACAGACAAGACAAGCUUCAUUAUGAGAUCACAGCAGGAGAUCGCCCAGUUUAUGUGGUUCCACAUGAUGUCGCAAAACUCAUCCUUCAUAAAAUGAAAGAAACGGCUCAGUCAGCUCUGGGCUCUGAUGUCAACGAGGCGGUCAUUACCGUGCCCUUCGAGUUUGCACAUGCUCAGAAGCGUGCUUUGAGGGAGGCUGCUGAAGCUGCUGGGUUUCAUGUUCUGAGGCUAAUCCACGAGCCUGCUGCUGCUCUGUUGGCAUAUAACAUUGGACAGGACUGUUCUGCUGGAAAGAGCCAUGUCCUGGUGUAUAAGCUGGGUGGGACGUCUCUGAGUGUGACAGUGCUGGAAGUCAACGGAGGAAUGUUCCGGGUUCUGGACACCCUCACUGACCACAGCAUCGGAGGAGAAAAGAUCACUGAGGUUUUGGCUCAGCACCUGGCAGCCGAAUUUAAACGCACCUUCAAGCACGAUCUGAGCAACAAUACUCGGGCGAUGAUGAAGCUGAUGAUUGGAGCAGACAUGGCCAAGCACAAUCUCUCCUCACUGAGCACAGCCAACUGCUUUGUGGACUCCCUGCACGACGGCAUCGACUUUGAAUGCAACAUCUCGCGAGCUCGAUUUGAGCUGCUCUGCGCGUCACUCUUCAACAAGAGCAUCCAGCCAAUCAAAGCCCUGAUGGAGAAGGUGGGACUCUCCAACAGCGACAUUAACCAGGUGGUUAUCUGCGGCGGCUCAGCCAGGAUCCCUCGCCUCCAGCAGAUGAUCCGCGACAUGUUUCCUGAUGUGGAGAUGCUCAACUCAGCGCCUCCUGAUGAGGUCAUCGCUGUGGGAGCGGCUCUGGAAGCGGGCUUACUAGUCGGCAAAGAAGGCCUCGCCCCCGAGGAAGAGACUGUCACAGUGGACGUUUCUGCCACUGAUAUUCUAGUGAAGGAGGUGGAUGAAUCCGGAGCGGAGGUGUUCACUGUUCUGCUCCCAUCGGGCACUCCCCUCCCCGCCCGCAGACAACACGUCCUGACUGGAGGGGGGGAACUCUCCUCCGUGAGUCUGGAGAUUUACCAGAGAAGUCUCAAGGAGCAGCCAGAAAAAAUAGCAAAGAUCGUCUUGAGGAACCUGCAGCCCAAAGAGGAUAAACACGACAUCGACACCGUGGUAACCAUGAAAAGGGACGGCUCCGUCCAUGUGUCCUGUGUAGAACAGAGCAGCGGGAGACCAGAGGUCGUCACCAUAGCAGCCGCAUCAUGAAGCUGCUCACCAGCACACACUCAGUGCAAUGAUUAGUUUUGUUUUUCUUACCUAAUAAACAUAAUGAAUCCCAAACUA
This is a messenger RNA of Trematomus bernacchii (emerald rockcod), 1623 nucleotides long. RefSeq names its product heat shock protein 14 (gene hspa14). The transcript is spliced from 14 exons. NCBI's taxonomy places the organism in Eukaryota, Metazoa, Chordata, Actinopteri, Perciformes, Nototheniidae. Gene Ontology annotation, molecular function: ATP binding; ATP-dependent protein folding chaperone; misfolded protein binding. The coding region runs from base 25 to 1545 and encodes 506 amino acids. Gene Ontology annotation, cellular component: ribosome; cytoplasm. Gene Ontology annotation, biological process: cellular response to unfolded protein; protein refolding. The record is from RefSeq and is a predicted model, not a curated record.